Molecule: messenger RNA, 1919 nt
Organism: Helicoverpa zea (corn earworm)
Lineage: Eukaryota; Metazoa; Arthropoda; Insecta; Lepidoptera; Noctuidae
Exons: 5
Coding region: 203-883 (226 amino acids)
Cellular component (GO): extracellular region
Molecular function (GO): hormone activity
Source: RefSeq, a predicted model, not a curated record
GCGCACGCGGCGACUCGCCAGCGCGACCACAGCGGCGCCGGUGCACGACGCGCGUAGUGCACUCCGCGACCUUCUCGCACCUCGCAGUUACCGCGCCGAGCGAUCCCGGCGCCACCACGCCGUGUUGUGUCACAAUACUACUCAAUACAAAAACAACAACAGACUGUCGCCAGGCCCAUAUCACCUUACUAAAUUAGCAAAUAUGUUAGUAAACAAGGCAGUUCAGUUCGCCGUGUUGGCGGCAGCAGUGCUCCUGGAGAGCGGAGCAGACGCCGCCACGUCGCCGUCCGUCAAGUUCUGCGGCCGACAACUCAGCGAGAUCAUGAGCAGAGUCUGCCACGCUUACAACAGCCCUUGGGAUACACCCACAGUGGAACAACCGAGCUCUAUAGUGAGAAGAAGACGACAGGUGGGGAACGGUAUUGCUGACGUAUGUUGCAACCACGGCUGCACGUGGGAACAGCUUAGUGAAUACUGCUCCAUCAGUGCCAAUUCUGAGUCACCGCUAGAAGACAUGGAGGCGCACAUAAUUGCAGACAGAUCAGCGGAGCAGACGGCGGCGGAGACGAAGGACGCGGCGAGUCCGGCGACUGCGCCAGCGGCGGUAGGCAGCGCGGGGUAUGCGGGGCGCGCGGCGGGUGGGGCGCGGGGCCGCGGGUACGGCCGCGCACGCGCCCGCGGCCGCCGGUGCUGGUGCCGGCGCAAGCGGCGCUCGGGCCGACGGCGAUCCUCUCUCAUGGGUAACAUGGACCUCGUAAAAAAUGUAGCACGCGCUGCUCCCGUGGUGGGCACCGUAUCACCUCUAAUCACGUGGGGCCGGACACUCAACACUGACCUCUCGCCGGCCAGCCGGGACCAAUACGCGUACGUCGUCUACGCAUGAUAAAACCCAUGGUUGUUUGUAACCGUUGACGACGGCCACGACUGCGGAGAACACUCACCGUCAGUGCACAUGGCGGGAAACUAACACCGAGGUCACUAUACCCUAUGUAAUAGUAAGACGACGAGGUAAGGUACAAUGUUUUAGUGUUCAUUAUUAUGUAGCGUUCAUAUGAUAAGUAUUCUUUUCUAUCGAAGUGUCAAUUAGAUUAGGAACGACAUUUUUGUCGAUGACCAAGUGUUCCACUUUAAGAAUACUUUCUUAAUCUUAGAAAUAGAUCACAAAGUAUACUUCAAUUUCAGUGUUUGUUUAGAAGUUUACUUAAGUCUUUUUGCUAAUGCUUUUAACAAGCAUUUUGUAUUAUAUUGCCAUACCUUUAAAUACUAUACAGCAUAGGCUUCAAAUGCAAAAACUUUGAAUUGCGUUUGAAUUCUGUGUUAUUUAUGUAAUUAUAUAAUAAGCCAAUUUUCCAUUCUCUUUGUCUGAGUAUCUACUAUUAGUUUAAGUACCUAGGUGACAUUAUUAUUUUAGUUUAAAGUUAGCUCUACUUUUAUUGAUAUUCGUUCACACGAAGUCGUGUGCAAAUAGAAAGGAAAAUUGUCUAUUCUUAAAUUAUUUGUAUUUACAUUUGCAAUAAAAUUUACAUUUGCCAUAAUAGUUUCCCAAUUAUAUUAUUGUCUAAGAUGUGUACCUAUAUGCUACCAAUAAAUCUCCUACCAUAUAAGAAUUAACGAUCUCUAAAACAUCUGUGAUAACUCCAACUGAUAAAAAUAAAUCAUUAAUUUAUGAAUUUUAGUUAUGUCAGCAUACUAGUUGAAUGUAUUUCCUUGUGUUAGAAAAUGUAUGUAUUUAGACAUUAAGUAGUUCUAAGUUCAGAGUGGACACUUGUAUAUUAGCAGGCAAAUCUGUCCCAGAUCGAAGUCAUUGCAAGUUGUUAAUCAGUCCUUCGACAGAUUUGCCACAAGCUUGGACAUGCUUCUACUGUGACUGAACUGACUGACUAGGUGGAUGCUGUAUUAAAAUUGACAUUUAUUUCUAA